This is a messenger RNA of Eubalaena glacialis (North Atlantic right whale), 293 nucleotides long. RefSeq names its product phospholamban (gene PLN). Gene Ontology annotation, biological process: negative regulation of calcium ion import into sarcoplasmic reticulum; negative regulation of heart rate; negative regulation of ATPase-coupled calcium transmembrane transporter activity. The record is from RefSeq and is a predicted model, not a curated record. Bases 135 to 293 code for a protein of 52 amino acids. Gene Ontology annotation, molecular function: ATPase inhibitor activity. The transcript is spliced from 2 exons. Gene Ontology annotation, cellular component: sarcoplasmic reticulum; membrane. NCBI's taxonomy places the organism in Eukaryota, Metazoa, Chordata, Mammalia, Artiodactyla, Balaenidae.
UACAAUAUUCUAUAUUGUGAUCAUCACAACAGCCAAGGCAACCUAAAAGAAGAUAGUGAUCUCACACUUGGCUGGCAGCUUUUUAUCUUUCUCUUGACCGUUUAAAACUUCAGGCUUCCUGCCUUCCUGGUGUCAUGGAUAAAGUCCAAUACCUCACUCGCUCUGCUAUAAGAAGAGCUUCAACCAUUGAAAUGCCUCAACACGCACGUCAAAAUCUCCAGAACCUAUUUGUCAAUUUCUGUCUCAUCUUAAUAUGUCUCUUGCUGAUUUGCAUCAUCGUGAUGCUUCUCUGA